GGGGCUGCUCAGUAGUACAGCGGAAUAAAAUGGCUGCCGUGGCUGCAGAGCCAGGAGCCGCGGCGGUUCCGACAAUAACCGCAGCGACAAGCAAAGAUGACCAACCAGAACCGGGCCCAGUUUGCUCAGGACAAUUAGAAUUCCCAGUAGAACCCAACGGUCCUCCGGAGUUAAGCCCGGGCACGAACAUAGAGGAUGGAGCUUACGGAGAGGUCCGCCAUGUCAGGUCGGAGCUGGAGCCCGCGGCGGGAAAAGCGUCGCUGGAGAGCGGUGUUCCGGUGGAUCGGAGCAGCACCGAACGGGCCUCCCCCGGACUGCCAGCGAACUCGGAUAGCGGUGGUACCUACCGAAGCGCCUUCUCGGAUAAGCACCUCUCUGCCGUCUUCCUGCAUUCCCUACCGAACCCACCGCCCGUCACCGAGGCCGGAUUGUCUUUGGCUGAACCGGCAGAACCCACCACUAACGUGACGACAGACCGAGCUCAGGCCACAGACCCAAAAAGGGUAUACACGACUCUCAUUCAGGCGGAGCUGGGGCCCGGGUUUGUUGUGUUGGAUGGAGCUGCGGAGCGCUCGGAACCGGAACCCGGCUCCUUAGAGAGUCCCGCGGGGAAGGAGGAUCCGCCGAGCCACAGUGUGCUGCAGGAGUCCUCUGGACAAAAACCGGUGUUGGACCUGAGUCCUGGCACCGAAGUCCGGGUGUACUUGGAUCACGUGAUUGAUGAUGCGCUGGUGGUGUCCUUCCGGCUGGGGGAGCAGGUGUUCUCAGGUGUUCUGAUGGAUGUUUCCAAAAGGUUUGGACCUUAUGGAAUCCCCAUCACGAUGUUCCCUAGACGAGACGUCCGCAGUCGGCCUCCAGAAUCUCUGCAGCCAGCUACCAUCAGUGGCGAGAUUUCCACCAAGCUCGAGGAGGUUGUUGUCACCGCUUCUCCAUCCCCUCCACACCCACCCCAACCCUGGACCUCCAAACCGCCACCACUUUUUCAGGAGGGGGCACCAUACCCACCACCGCUCUUCAUCAGGGACACCUACAACCAGGCCUUACCUCAGCCACUUCCUCGCAAAAUCAAACGGCCAAAGCGGCGCUACCGCUGCGAGGAGCCCACCUCUAUCAUGAAUGCCAUCAAGCUCCGCCCUCGUCAGGUUCUCUGUGACAAGUGUAAAGGUGUAGUGACAUCAGGUGGGUGUAGGGAGGCACGGCGAGGCCCAGUGGAGCUGAGGAGCAAUGAGGCAACACGGAGGCGGCGAGCAGCAGACAUCCCAAUAUCCUCGGAGGUGAAACGCCUGAGGAGCGGCAACACGAGAAGUCGCUCCUCUACUAACAGACACUCAUCAUCUGUCAUACAUGUGUCUUCAUCAUCAUCUUGCCGUGUGCUCAGAGGCGUGGCUUCAUCCUCAACAGCCUCAUCCAGCCAUGUUCGCUUAAAGCUGAACUCUAAGAAAGUUCUGACCAAAGGUUCUGCUGCUGACCGCUCCAAGGACGGGCAAGUUCUCCAAAAGCUGACUCCGCACUGCCGGCCAGCAUCCCCGGGCAAGCACCAGGACCACAGCAAGGCUGUGACUCGAGCUGCUGCCCUGCAGAUCCGCAACCAAAAGGUCCACUUGACCCGCCGCUUGCAAAACCUGAGCAGCACCGCCAUCAGCACCCACGCGCCCCUUCCGCCAAGAAUGCGCCUGAAGCCCCAAAGGUACCGUACUGAUGAGCCAGCACGGCAGUCUGCUUCCGCAUCGCCACCUAAAUCUGCCACAAGCCCCACCCAACCUCCCCCGCCCCCAGUUACAGCUCCUCCUUCCUCCGCUGCUAGUGUCAUCAUAGAAACUCCUGAGGAUGAAGGGGUGAGGCAGAGAGCAGAGUGGCAUGAGGUGGAGCCACCUCCUUCUUCUUCUUCCUUAGACUCCUCCCACUCUGAGUGCAGUUCCACAGAGACCUUUGACCUCCCUCCUCCGGGAGAUCCUCCCUCCUCUUCUUCUUGUCCAGCCCCGUUACCUCCUUCCUCCCCCUCUUUACCCCCUCACUUCCCCACCUCAUCCUCCCCUGUCUCUCCCACUGCAGAGGACGAAGAGGAAGGAGGUGACGUAAAGCGGCAUCGGAAAUUGUCCACAUCCUCCUCGUCCUCGUCCUCAUCUUCUUCCUCUGUCUUUUCCAAGUCCGUGUCCAAGUGUCUGCUUCCCGAUGGCCGCACCGUGUGUGUCGGUGACAUCGUCUGGGCCAAGAUUUAUGGCUUCCCAUGGUGGCCAGCUCGUGUGCUCGGCAUCAUGGUGGCUCGCCGCGGUGACACAGGGCUAGCAGUGCGUCAGGAGGCGCGUGUCUCCUGGUUUGGCUCGCCGACCACUUCUUUCCUGCCACUCGCUCAGCUCUCACCUUUCCUCGAAACGUUCCAGUUGCGGUUUGACAAAAAGAGAAAAGGGCCGUAUCGACGCGCUAUUGCUGAGGCUGCCAGCGCCGCCAAACAGUUGACGCCUGAAGUCCGUUCGCUGCUCACACAGUUUGAGACGUAGCAGUGGCUGUUGCUGCUGCUAGCGCCUUAGUCCUGCCCCUUCUGUACAUGGACAAACAGGAGCUGGGGGGAGCCAGACCUUAGACUAAUCCAAAAUGGUUCUGGUUUGGACAGGAGGGGGAGGAACCUCAGGGUUUACUGUCGAUGUUUAGAUGGCGUAGGGCGGAGCUUAUCUCUUUCAGGUGUCAGUGAGAGCAUUUCAGCUCACCCGGAUCUUGUGUAAUAAGGUGUGAUGACUUUUGUUAACUGAAACUGUAAUCGUCACUAAAGUCCUGUAGGUGUAUCAUGAGAAAUGCAGGACUCGCUUCAGUCUGCCUAUAAUUACCUGGUGGAGCAGGUGUAAGGAUCACGUCACGCUUUCAUAUCAUCUUCUGUAAUAAACACUAAUGUGGGUUUGCAUUGGAGGUUCUUCGAUCAGUGAUUUUUAUCUGAAUGAUUCGGCACAAUGUUGGCGAUACUCUCAAAUGCUGAUGAUACUUCCUGUUGGGUUCUGAUAAAGAACACUGACACUUUUUUUUACUGUGAACAAAGUAUUGUCGAAGCGAAGGCUGAGGGUGCCCAAACAUGGUUCAAGGUCUGAGGCACACCUGUUUCAGGUGCUUGGUUUCAUCAGCAGCAGCAGCUUUGUGAGCGGCCCAGAGACGUAGUCGAUAAAAUCAAAUCACUGGGAUUUCUGGUAACCAGGUCUGAUCCUGGGUUGUGUGUGGGAUCCAGUUUUAGCAGGUCAGAUGUUUAGGGACUGAUCUCUUACUUGUCCUGCGUUUGGACAUCCUUGCACCUCUGGACAAAGAGACAGGUAGGACACACUGACUGUUAGACAGCUGCUUUCUUGUGAUGAUGAUGAUGAUGAUGAUGAUGAUGGUGGUGUCAGUGUGAGCUGUUAGACUCUUUCCCAUCUGUUUGCAGAUCAGAGACUGAACAGUGUACAUGUUUUUUGUUUUUGUUUGAAAUUGUUAAUAAAUUGUCAAAGUGCUCAA
Messenger RNA from Nothobranchius furzeri (turquoise killifish), 3474 nucleotides. RefSeq names its product PWWP domain containing 2A (gene pwwp2a). Gene Ontology annotation, molecular function: chromatin binding. Lineage: Eukaryota; Metazoa; Chordata; Actinopteri; Cyprinodontiformes; Nothobranchiidae. Gene Ontology annotation, cellular component: chromocenter; nucleus. The record is from RefSeq and is a predicted model, not a curated record.